Molecule: messenger RNA, 3049 nt
Organism: Entelurus aequoreus (snake pipefish)
Lineage: Eukaryota; Metazoa; Chordata; Actinopteri; Syngnathiformes; Syngnathidae
Product: epidermal growth factor receptor substrate 15-like 1
Biological process (GO): endocytosis; endosomal transport
Cellular component (GO): plasma membrane; cytoplasm; clathrin coat of coated pit
Molecular function (GO): calcium ion binding; cadherin binding
Source: RefSeq, a predicted model, not a curated record
GGAGGAGGAGGAGGGUGGUGCGUUCCCGCAGCAACAGGGAAGAUGGCAGCGCUCACAUCUCUUAGCCAGGUGUCAAGUGGGAGCCCCGUCUUUGAGAACCUCUACAGACAGGUGGAUCCAGGGAACACAGGCAGGGUAGGACCAACAGAAGCUGCCCUCUUCUUGAAAAAGUCUGGACUUCCAGACGUCACGCUGGGAAAGAUUUGGGAUUUGGCCGACCCAGAUGGAAAAGGCUACCUGGACAAGCAGGGCUUCUACGUGGCUCUGAGGCUUGUGGCGUGCGCGCAGAGCGGCCAUGACAUCAGCCUGUCCAGCCUCAACGUCACCGUGCCGCCCCCCAAGUUUAAGGACACCGGCAGCCCGUCCCUCGGCGGCUCCACAGAACCUCACUGGGCCGUCAGGCCGGAGGAGAAAAGCAAAUUCGAUGGGAUCUUUGAAAGUCUGUCGCCGAUCAACGGCCUGCUGUCGGGAGAGAAGGUGCGACCCGUCCUGAUCAACUCCAAGCUGUCUCUGGACAUCCUCGGGAAGGUUUGGGACCUGAGCGACAUCGACAAAGACGGACAUCUGGACAAGGACGAGUUUGCCGUGGCCAUGCACCUGGUGUACCGGGCCCUGGAGAAGGAGCCUGUCCCGGUCCACCUGCCCUCCACCCUCAUCCCUUUGUCCAAGAGGAAAAGGAGCCUGGGCUCGGUGGUCGGCGGCGCACCCUCUCUACCCGCCAGCCCCCCGCCACCCAAAGACUCCCUGCGCUCCACGCCGUCACACGGGAGCAUGAACUCCCUGAACAGCACGGGCAGCCUGUCCCCCAAACACUCCCUCAAGUCUGGACAGCAUUCCCUCAACUGGGUGGUCCCGGUGCCAGACCGAGGUCGCUAUGACGACAUCUUCCUGAAAACGGACGCCGACCUGGAUGGUUUUGUGAGCGGACUGGAGGUGAAGGAGAUCUUCAUGCAGUCUGGACUCUCCCAGGGCGUCCUCGCACACAUUUGGGCUCUGGCCGACACCAGACAGAUGGGCAAGUUGACCAGGGAGCAGUUCUCCCUCGCCAUGCAUCUCAUCCAGCUGAAGGUCAGCAAGGGUGUGGACCCCCCUCAGACUCUGACGGCCGACAUGAUCCCACCUUCUGAGAGAGGAACUCCAGUCCCAAGCAUGUCGGGGUACUUGACGCCAGUGGGAUCCGAAAUAGCCGCGCUGUCGGAGAUGAGGAGGGACAGUUCCAGCUCGGUGGGUUCAGGCGAGUUCACGGGCAUCAAGGAGCUGGACGACAUCAGCCAGGAGAUCGCCCAGCUGCAGAGGGAGAAGUACACUCUGGAGCAGGACAUCAGGGAGGCAGAAGAGUCCAUCCGGCAUAAGAGUACUGAGGUGCAGGACAUGCAGAACGCUGACCGAGAGACGGCCUGCCUGCAGGAGCUGGAGGCGCAGAAACAGGACGCCCUGGACCGCCUGGAGGAGAUGGAGCAGAAACACAAACUGGAGGACAUGCUGAAUGAAGUCCGGAUGAAAUGUCAGGAGGAGUCUCAGAUGAUCUCAACACUCCAGAGUCAGAUCCACUCUCAGGAGUCUGACCUGCAGAACCAGGAGGAGGAGCUGAGCCGGGCCAAGGCCGACCUGGGCCGGCUGCAACAGGAGGAGGACCAGCUGGAGCAGAGUCUGGCGGCGGGCAAGAUCCAACUGGAGACCAUCAUCAAGUCCCUGAAGGCCACGCAGGACGAGAUUCAUCAGGCCCGCAGCAAGUUGUCCCAAAUCCAGGACAGCCAACAGGAAGUCUCCAAGAGCAUCGAACAAUACAACAGCACCCUGAACGGAACCCACGGCAGCAUGACCAACCUGGCCGACAUGGGCGAAGGGUUCAGCGAUAGAGAAAACGGAGCCUUCAGCACGUCUUCCCAGGUGGGGGGGGGGUUACCGCCCGGGUCUUGAACGUAAACAUGACGUCUUUGCUUCCUCACACAGGAGGAUCCAUUCAAAGUGAAGCCCUCAGUGUUCAACAAUCAGCCUCAAGAACUUCACACCGACCCUUUCCACUCCGAGGACCCUUUCAGGGUCGACCCCUUCAAAGGUGACCCUUUCCAAAAUGACCCCUUUGCAAAGCCGCCAGCAGCACCUGCAGAUCCCUUUGGAGGCGACCCGUUCAAAGAGACAGACCCCUUCAAAGCAUCCUCUGAAGAUUUCUUCAAGAAGACCACAAAGUUGGAUCCUUUCGGGGCGUCGGACCCCUUCAGCAAGAGUGCCACCUUACCUUCCAAGCAAAUCAGUCACUUCACAAGCAGCGACCCGUUCUCCUCCGGCAAUCCCAAAUCCAAAGGAGCAGACCUGUUUGGCGCUCUGGAUCCGUUCGGCAGCAGCUCGUUCAGCAGCAGUAACAGCUCGGCCGGCUUUGCGGACUUCAGCCACAUGGCCAAGCCCAGGGACCCGUUUGAAGGCCGCGCCGGCUGGCUGCCGGACUACCAGAAGGGGGCCUUCGUGGACGACCCGUUCGGGAGGAAGAACGACACGCCCGCGCUGCCGCCCAAGAAAGGGGUUCCUCCGAGGCCAAAACCCCCGAGUGGUACGACCACCCCAGUGAGCAUGUCAGGGGAACCCUCCAAACCAUGUGACCCCUUCCAGCCGUUCGGCAGGGACGCCGUGGACCCCUUCCAGAGUAAAAAAGUCUCGGGAGACCCUUUCAGCGGCAAAGACCCUUUCGCUCCAUCCCUGGCAUCAAGGCCCGACAAAGCAAAGUUUGGCAACGAGGCGCAGCAGCUGGAGUGGGCCAAGCGAGAGAGCGAGCGGGCGGAGCGCGAGCGUCUGAAGCGUCUGAGGCAGCAGGAGCAGGAGGACCUGGAGCUCGCCAUCGCCCUCAGCAAGGCCGAGAUGUCCAACGCGUGACCGGUACCUCGUCCCCGCUGGGUGGUCUCCAGGACCGAAUAUUCACACCAGAACACAGACUUAGAGUUCAUGGGCGCUCACACACACACACACACACACACACACACACACACACACACACACACACACACACACACACACACACACACACACACACACACACACACACACAUAUAAAGAA